Molecule: messenger RNA, 528 nt
Organism: Zingiber officinale
Lineage: Eukaryota; Viridiplantae; Streptophyta; Magnoliopsida; Zingiberales; Zingiberaceae
Product: myb-like protein AA
Exons: 1
Coding region: 1-528 (175 amino acids)
Source: RefSeq, a predicted model, not a curated record
AUGGAGGCUAUAUCAAGACCACAAUUUCAGCAAAGAUAUGAUCCAAAUUCUGCCACCUACAAUCCGGGUUGGAAGGAUCAUCCAAAUUUGAAGUACGGGAAUUCCUUCUACCAACAACCACCUCAAAACCAGAAUGUGCAGAAUUUUCAGCAACCUUUACAAGGGUUUCAGCAAUCCAACGCUCCAAAUCAGUUACAAUAUCAGCAAUUUCAGCCACUUGCUGUUCCAAACCAAUUCCAGCAUCAAAAUCAGCAAUUUCAGCAUCCUAAUCAGUUCCAAAAACAAUCAUAUGCCGCUUUCCAUCCACAAAAUCAGCAACCAAAUUUUCAGCAGCAAAUUCAAAAUUUCCAGCAACCUGCACAGAAUUUCCAGCCAACACAGAAUUUCCAGCAAUCUAUUCAGAAUUGGCAGCAACCAAAUUCUUCUUUUUCUUCUCAACCAAGGUCUUAUUCAAAUCAAAGUGGUAAUAACAAUUCAAAUGCAGCAAGUACACAGCAGCAGCAGAAGAUGGAGGAUAUUAUGCAGUAG